This is a messenger RNA of Myotis brandtii (Brandt's bat), 1197 nucleotides long. RefSeq names its product HLA class I histocompatibility antigen, B-15 alpha chain. Bases 10 to 1119 code for a protein of 369 amino acids. NCBI's taxonomy places the organism in Eukaryota, Metazoa, Chordata, Mammalia, Chiroptera, Vespertilionidae. Gene Ontology annotation, cellular component: external side of plasma membrane. Gene Ontology annotation, molecular function: peptide antigen binding; signaling receptor binding. Gene Ontology annotation, biological process: antigen processing and presentation of endogenous peptide antigen via MHC class Ib; immune response; positive regulation of T cell mediated cytotoxicity. The transcript is spliced from 6 exons. The record is from RefSeq and is a predicted model, not a curated record.
ACGCCAAGGAUGCGGGUCCUGAGGCCCCCCACCCUCCUCCUGCUGCUCUCGGGGGCGCUGGUCCUGACCCCCAGCUGGGCCGGCCUCCACUCCCUCAGGUAUUUCAGCACCGUCCUGUCUGGACCGGGCGUCGGGAAGUCCCGGUAUGUCGCCGUCGGCUACGUGGACGACAUAGAGUUCGUGCGGUUCGACAACGACGCGGCGAGUCCGAGGCUGGAGCCGCGGAUCCCGUGGAUGCAGCAGCCGUGGGUGGAGCAGGUGUACCCCGAUUAUUGGGAGGAGCAAACGGAGGUCAUCAAGGACUGGGCACAAACUCACGGAGAGAACCUGAACAACCUGCGUGACUACUACAACCAGAGCGGGAACGGGUCUCACACCUACCAGUACUUUUCUGGCUGCGACCUGGGACCCGAUGGGCACCUCCUCCGCGGGUACCAUCAACACGCCUACGAUGGCGCCGACUACAUCGCCCUGAACGAGGACCUGACCUCCUGGAUCGCGACCGACAUGGCGGCUCAGAUCACCAAGCGCAAGUGGGAGGCGGCGGCGGGUUGGGCAGAGCUUGAGAAGAGCUACCUGGAGGGGGAGUGUGUGGACUCUCUGCUCAUGUACCUGGAAAAAGGGAAGGAGACCCUGAAGCGCGCAGACCCUCCAAAGGCUCACGUGACCCACCACCCCGUCUCUGCCCAUGAGGUCACCCUGAGGUGCUGGGCGCUGGGCUUCUACCCUGCAGACAUCAGCCUGACCUGGCAGCGUGACGGGGAGGACCAGACCCAGGACAUGGAGCUGGUGGAGACCAGGCCUGCGGGGGACGGGACCUUCCAGAAGUGGGCGGCCGUGGGGGUGCCCCCUGGAGAGGAGCAGAGAUACACAUGCUAUGUGCAGCACGAGGGGCUGCCCGAGCCCCUGACCCUGAGAUGGGAUCCACCUUCUCAGACCUUCAUCAUCAUCAUCAUCAUGGACAUCGCCGGGGUCCUAGUUUUGCUAGUCAUUGUGUUUGCAACUCUGAUAUGGGGGAGGAGGCGCUCAGGUGGAAAAGGAAGGAGCUACGCUCAGGCUGCCAGUGAGUAUGGAGGGGUGACCCCUGAGUCCCUGGGACAGUGCAGAUGGGAGCCAUAGGGGACCAACCCCCAUAGUUCCUCCUUAGUCUCCUGCCCUGGGGCUCUGACCCCGUCCUGGUGUUCCUCUCCACCACCC